Messenger RNA from Mycena citricolor, 10181 nucleotides. The record is from the annotation of a GenBank genome assembly. NCBI's taxonomy places the organism in Eukaryota, Fungi, Basidiomycota, Agaricomycetes, Agaricales, Mycenaceae.
CUUGGAACGACUCAGCGGAGAGUUUCCAAAUACAAGCCCCUAUCUUUCCGGACACGCGUGGCUUGAUGUCCGCUUUGCCGCGGCGUGUUAUUUCGCAAAUCAACGGGUGGUUUCUGUCAUGAUCACACAACACAGACGGCUUGAGUCACCGCACACCACGGCUCUGCACCAGCCUUUUCCCUCGUUGUGUCGACGUUUCGAACAGCAACAGCCAUGUCGACUGCAGAAAAGUCGGUCGAAGCCGGUGCGACGCCCGCAAUUGAGGAAUCUAACACGCUAGCCGAGGCCGAAACGAGCCUACCGGCACCUACUGAUGCCCCAGGAAAGGCACCGGUCGGUCUCAAGUGGAGGUGCUCUCCCGGCUUCAUUACGCUCGUCGUCGGCUUCGGGGUCGCGACAGAUCUCUUCGUGUAUUCCUCUAUUAUCCCUGUGAUUCCAUUCCAGCUCGAACGCCUGGGCUACUCGACAGGCGUUGCCUCGGAAUUGACGGGUUGGCUGCUCUUCGUCUUUUCUGGUGGAUUGGCCGCUUUCACCAUCCCGAUCGCCUGGGUCUCUGAACGCUAUGGCCUACGAAAAUCACCACUCAUCGUUGCCAUGCUUGUGCUCAUCGGGUCCCAAAUUAUGUUUAUGGAGGCACCGAUAUAUGCUGUGAUGUGCAUCGCUCGUGUGCUGCAAGGCUUUGCCUCGACAAUGGUUUGGGUCGUGGGAAUGGCUCUGCUCUGUGACAACGUUCCACCGGACAGCAUGGGAAAAUACAUCGGGAUGGCGAUGUCUGGAAUGUCCGCUGGCACGCUCGCCGGUCCACCGAUCGGUGGAGCCAUCUACACGCGGUUCGGAUUUCGAGGCCCGUUCAUUUUCGGAAUGGGCGUGGCUGUGCUAGAUCUCAUUGGCCGGAUCCUUGUCAUCGAGAGGAAAGAAGCGUUGCGCUGGGGCUAUGAUCCGCUCGCGGUCCAGGAGACAGCCGAUGAAGAAAAACAAGGGGAGCCUACCGCGACCCCGGACUCUGGUCCUGUCACGGCACCAUCGCUUCUGCAAGUAAUCACGAGGCUAUUCAAGUCCUCUCGAGCCGCAGUGAUCAUGGUCAUUUGCGUCCUUUAUGGAAUUAUUUACGCUGCCAUGGAGCCUACGCUUCCGCUUCAUUUGCAAGACAUAUGGGGCCUGAAUUCCUCGAAAGUCGGGCUGAUCUACCUGGGCAGUGCUGUGCCAUCUUUGCUCUCGUCGCCUCUGGCUGGAUGGCUUUCCGAUCGGCAAGGCGUGGAAUGGAUUUGUGCUCUCUGUCUCUCGCUUGGUUUCGUCUGGUACCUGGUCCUCAUCGUCCAGAAGAGCCUCGCGCUAUUCAUCGUCGCUUAUGUCCUCGAGAGCUUUUUCGUCGGUGGCACCCUUUCACCUGUCAUGACUGACUUGGCGAACAUAUCGCGGUCAAUCGAGGGCGUCGGAUUCGCACAUGUCUACGGCGCCUUCAACAUCAUGUUCUCGGCCGGGAGCACUGUGGGUCCUGUCCUCGGCGGACAAAUUUACGCUCAUUCCCGGCAUGGCUGGAUGAUCACAAUUCUGGUUGGCGCUGGGAUUUUCCUUGUCUGCAUUUUACUCUCGGCGAUGUACAUGGGAGAAGAUCCUCUCUUCCAACGGCUGAAACACACAUUUUCUCCCCCGCCUACUUUGCCCUGCCUCUAUUUUCCUAUGGCUGACGAGACCCACUCCUCGGCUGCGCCUCCCACAACAAAUGAAGAAGAUUCCCACACCUCGUACCCGUCCCCCAUUUCCACGGCAGGAUCGUCACAUACGCGGCCUACGAGCAGGCAGUCGACGGAAGAGCUUAUUCGGCAGGAAAGAGAGGACAGCCAGAACAGUCUACGCGCUGCCUCGGCUGUUCUACAGGCCGCGUACCGGCGUAUUCGACAAGUCCGCCGCAGUCUCGUCGAGUUUACGGACCCUGCAGAGUCUCCAAACGAGGGCAUCGGGCCCGGCCACUCCGCCUUGGUGCUGACCACCUCUCCCAUCGACGACGGCAGCGAGGAUGAUGCGCUGGACUUCGAAACCAUGCGCGCGAACCUCGCUGAGAUGAACCGCCAGACACAAGAGUACCUCGAUCGCUUCCAAGCGUCGACGACGACUCCCGAGCACCCACCCGUCCUCUCGGGCCUGCGCAAUGUCCAGCUCCCGACGCCUGCCGCGAGCAUCGACGACGGGGCGCCGCAUCCUGGGCGCCGGCGCUCGUUUUUGGAGACCCAGAUAGCCCGGCGGCGCCAGCUGCACCAUUCGGAUGAUCCGAAUACGAUUCUCGGCAGGCGGGUGGCUGCUCGGGAGGCCGCGGGGACCAGCAGCAGCAGCAGCAGCAGCAGCAGUGUGCGGGCAGCAGUGGAGGGCUCUCCGCAUGCAGAACAAGUUCUGAGGGCGGUCGAGAUGGAGCGGGAGCUGCUGCAUCUGCGCUCGAAUGGCGCCCAUCUGCAGCGGCGGACGGAUCCGGGUCAGCGGACACUAGGGCGCUUAGAGACGUUUGCGACGGCGCGCGCUGAUGCGAUCCGUGUUGCUCGGUCUAGUCUGGAUAUGGAGAUGGCUAGAUUGAGACAGCACCAGCACCAGCAACAGCAACAGUUGUCGGCUGCGCCGCUGAGCCCCAGAUCAACAAACAUGACACGGCGCUGGCGCGCUUCUCGGUCGAGCGACAGCCGGCAGAGUUCGACGAAUUCAUCGCAAUCUCUCGCUUCCCUGCCUCAUCGCGAGAGGCUCUCUCUGCUGUCCAAUUUCUCUUCGAUACAGAAUCUGCAAACGCCGACUUCGGCUCAUGCUCCAGGACCGCUUCUGUUUGAGGAGCCGGAGAGCUACUCCAGACGCCUGUCGCGGGACUUUCUCGAAUCGCCUGUUGGCACUGAUCGCCGUUUCUCUGUUCUUGGGACAUCUCAACUCAACGAGGAAGAGAGCAUACGAGACAGUCUGUGGGAGGAGCUUGAUGAAGUCAAUGCGAGCUGGGAAAGCACUAUCUGGGAUACUCUUCCCCGAGACGGGGGAACUCGUCCUCGGCCCGCACCAAAUCCGAGCCCCGUACCCGGCCGACAUCGAGGAUGGGCUAGGCUGGAUGCCAAUGGAGACUUGAUACCUUCCGACGAAGAAGAAGAGUAUGAGCGCAUCCGUCUUGAAGCCAGGAUGGAAUCUCUUCGGCAGGCGAGAGCUUCUACGGCUACCGCCGUUAUGGCCGAAGCAGGACGGCAGGCGCAGAGCGCUCUCCUCCUCCCACCGCGGGUGAUCCGGACCUCGAUUUCCCCCGUCGACCAGCCUGAGCGUGACCAUCCUCGAGUGCACCUCAACUCACGUGAGCAGCGCCCGGACUGGAGCGAAGUCGAGGGGCAGUAUGGAUCCGCGGUUCCAUACAGGGUGAACCCGCUGCCUGCGCCCCUGGAGGACAUGGUCACGCUCAAGUCUAAAUCCACUUCUAGGCCCAUGCGUUUUUCGAGGGAAGCCAUGCUUGCGUGUCACUAGCGCGUCACACCCGUAAAUUAUGCGACACAUUUUGUAUUUGGUAUUCGAUUUGCAAUAGUAGAGAAUAAUAAUGGGUUUGCAUAGUACAUUACUUCCUUCCUUCCUUUAUUUCUUUCGGCCAAGAAAACGACACAGAGCCCAAGAAAAACGAGUGUUGUGAGUUGGCUUAUGCGGCGACACCGAUUCCGAUGCGGCCGAGAAAGCGGUUGAAACGCCCCUGUCCGCAGCUGCGGGCGCUUUUGUAGGUGCGGACACUCCGGAAACUUUCCAUCGAGGGGAGUGCAUGCAGCACAGGAACCCCGACACUGCCACCGCCAGCGAUGGAUGCAGCUUUGGACGGGCGUGACCAGCUGCUGUGUUCAGGCAGUGCCCCAAGCUCGCUCGCAAGGAAUGUGGGCGACUUCUUGCAUCUUACGUCAGCUCCCCCGUUCGGUGAGGAAGGGAUGACUCCGAGAUGCGUCGAGGAGUUGUUGCGCGAUGCUCGGCCGAGCGAGCUAACGGCGUCUGGGUGCGAUGCUGGGGUAAGCGCAUACGGCCCAGAGAUCUCCACCCGAGGCUUGCGGGGCGGAGUCUUAGUUCGGGAGCGUAAAGUAAGAAACCGCUUCAAACUGGCAUAACCCUUCCCCGAGUCCUUGAAUACAUCCUCCUCGUCUUCGUCUUCGAGCGGAAGAACCCGCGGAUCCCAUUCCUCGCCUCUAACGCUGCCGUCGCCCACCUGGGCAAGCCGAUCCCGAUCUCCAGCGAAUCGAAGGAGAGGCAAGUCUUCGAACGUCACAGAUUUGCUCGCCGACGAGUGCUUCGUCAAGAUAGACGGUGAUCGCUUCGGCGACCGCGACAAAAUAGACCGCGUCGGCGUCGUGGCCCGCGACUCGGCAUAGAUCGAAGGCGAGGGGGGUGUCCUCGGCAAACUGCCUGUGCUGCUCGUAGUGGAGAUCGAUGACGACUCAGAUGCAGAGCGUUCGCGGUGGAUCGGAAGUCUGCUGACUCCUCCAAAGUCUUUGGCGCGCGGCAGUGCCCUGAAGUCCAACAAAUUCGGCGAAGAGCGCGAGAUGGAACCGGCUCGACGCGGGCCAGAUGGCGACCGAUUCGAGCCAGCCUGGAGCGGAGCCACGGUAGACCAAAACGGAGAUUGAUUCAUUUCCGUGACGGUAGUAGCAGAAGUUGGGGUGCGCGGCCGGAACGAAGUUGGCGGCCGGAUUCGAGAAGGAGUCGGCGUGAUGGACCGUGAGCUCGAUGAGGUGCGGGAGAGGGAUGGAGAGCUCGACGUCGAGCCCGACAGACUUGACGGGGAGCGAGAGAGCGUCGAUGGAGAACGGGGACGCCGGUAGAGCCAUUCUGUUGGUCGAGGCGAAAUACGAGUCGGAGGACCGUCUGAUGGCAAACUGGGAACUGAUCGCGGUGGCGUAGACGGCAAACGCUGCUCAUCGGCAGAGGAGGGCAGGCUAGUUCCACCUCGCUGAUCAAUAGCUUAGCAGUGUUCGCUCCAUCACAAGAUGCGCAAGACGUACGGAGUAGCCCACUCGACCUUUAGAAUCCGCACUACGCUUGGCGCUGCCGAAAAAGUCAUCGAGCAAUAUCGACCGGCGAGCGCUGUCGUCCAAUCGCGGGCGCGAGCACUUCGGUUUCUUUCGACAGAUGUCAGCGACGCAGAAAAUGUUUUCUUGAUGCAAUACAGACCAGGGACUGCGCUUUGACCGACUCGGGGGGAGAGACCAGCUCGUCAGAAUCCUCUCCGAACGCUUGGCUGGCGUUGAGCCAGCGAAUCUCGUCGAUUGUGAGCGAAGUGUAGAACCUUGAGGAUACAUUGCCUCUCCGCUUCGCAACAGUCAGAUAGGCUGAAAGAAACCAGACUGUAGGGCGCACCGGAUACAUCGAGCAGAAAAUGCGGUGUGCUGGAACAAAGAAAAUGGGAGGGUUAAGAACUUGUGGAGGAUGCCGUGGGUUACGGGGAACUUGAAGAGAUGAAGAGAGAGGAGAAGGUGCAGCUGGCUAGCUACAUACAUAAUACCUCGCAGUUCACACGUUUAAGACACGAGCUUAAGCACUCGUUGGCCCCGCGGCGUCCUCGUGGAGAUGGGUGAGGUGAUCACGUAAUGAGAUUCAAGUUACCGCGAAUACAGGAAGUCUGAAGAAACGAAUGGGAAGCGGGCUUGGCCAGGCCCGACCGGACCUCGGAGCCCCGCCAUCAGUGGGCUUUUCAUAGUGUUGGCCGCUCAGCAUGCAGACCACUCCAGAUUCCGCGAGCAGCUUCCGUUGUGCUCUCUAUCGUCCGUCGUUUGAGAGGCUUGAUCUUCAAUCCUGAAGCAUCCAAAAGGAGGUCAAGCUUUUUAUGGAUACCGGUGACCUCCAGUUUGUGCAGGGCAAUGACCUUGUCUCGGCCGUUGACUAGGCAAAAGGAUAUGAGUAUGUAGUGAGGUACGCCCUGCACAGCAGAAGACGCACCAUAGAAACCCCUGACAAUUGGUUCCUUGCGAUUACGCUGCUUAACUACAAUCUCGACAUGCGGGUUUUCGCGAGCAAAGGGAAUGAGCUCUCGCUGGAGAAAAGUUCGUGUGUUGGCAGAGGACGGCCAGUCGUUGCAGAAUUCGAACACAAGCUUUCGUAUCUGUGGCAGAAACGUGGUGUGCCCGUUGGCAGGAGCAGAUGCGAGGCGCGCGCGAAGUAUUGCCGGCGGGAGCAUGCAGGGAGAGUUGGUGAGGAGUGUGACCGCCGAUACACCGGCACGCCAGAAGAGGAAGCCAUCAAUCGGCGUUUGCCGUAAGUGUUUAACAUUUGGCUCUUGCCCCUUCCACGAAAGACAUGCCUGAGCUACCUGAAGUCGAAAGAGCGAAAAAUUUGAUCAACCGCGUCGCGAAGGGCAAGGUUAUCCAAAAGGUUGAGGCUGUCGAAGACACCAUCGUGUUCACUGGAACGACUUUCGAAGAAUUUGCUAAAGAACUGACUGGAAGAACAGUUCUUAAUGCCGACCGCUACGGCAAGGUCUUCUAUGUUGAUCUGUCUGGUCCUGGGAGAAUGCCUGUGCUCCACUUCGGAAUGACUGGCAUGCUGCAGGUGCAAGGAGAACUCGCUGAAUAUUACAGAGAAACUCCCAAGACAGCGUCAACUGACUGGCCGCCACGGUUUAUGAAGGCACGUCUAAACUCCACAUGGCAGGUUGUUGACGCAAUCUUUAGUUCAUCCUUCAUUUGUUAGACUCUGAGACCGGGAGCGCUACUCAACUAGCGUUUCUAGAUGCUAGAAGGCUGGGCCGCAUCCGUCUUUGUAAAUCACCCCUUGAAGAGCCUCCAAUAUCGGAAUUGGGAUUCGACCCCAUUCUUUCUAUGCCACCGCUCGAAGAGUUCAGUGUUCUAGUUCUGAAGCGGACCUGUCCCAUCAAGGCACUGCUUUUGGACCAGUCUUUCAGCGCCGGUGUUGGCAAUUGGGUUGCGGACGAGAUUCUCUAUCACUCACGAAUUCAUCCGGAGCAACGUGCAAACACGCUGACCAACGGGCAGCUGGAAGCCUUGCACCAUCAGACGUCGCAUGUUUGCCUCACUGCAGUCGCCGUUGAUGCUGAUUCCAGCAAAUUUCCUGAAAACUGGCUCUUCACCCAUCGCUGGGGCAAGGGAAAGAAGACUCAACACAAUCUCAAGCUACCCACAGGCGGACCGGCUACCAUCAAAUGGAUUACAGUGGGUGGGCGAACAUCCGCUUUCGUGCUCGAGCUGCAGGAGCUCGCAGGACCUACGACCAGAACGCCCCGCAGAAAGCGGGAUGCCAAGGAAGAUGAAGGCGACCACCGCGAUCUGGUCGAGCCCGAGUGUGACGCAUCUCCUCCUAUCAAAAGACAAAAAUCAUCGAGAAUCCAGAGCAAAAAUAAGGAAACAAGUGCGGUGACGACUGACACACAUGCAGUACGUCGCACGAGGGCGAAAAAAAGCUGAGCGGUAUCGUAUACACAAGUUCUGUCAGAUUAUUCGCUGUCAUCCUCAUCAUCCUCAUCACUGUACUCCUCCUCGGCUUCAUCGUCAAUAAACCCGUUCAUUGUCGGGCCAUCUUCAUCAUCCUCGUCAUCAUCUUGGUCUUCUUCACUGUCUUCUUCCUCGGAAGUUUCACCGCCGAGCUCAACAUCCUCAACGCUCCCGUCCUCAUCUCCGCUCUCGACUUCGAUUUGAUCCAUCUCCUCGUCCUCGUCUCCGCUUUCUCCUUCUAUGUACUGCGUUGCGGGCUUGGAGUCUGGGCGGGAGGCCUGGGCGCCCUUCCGGGGGCCCAAGGUUGCUGGAGCGGCGGAGGAUCGCAUUUCUAUCUGUGCCAGCACCAUUUCUAGUCGGCCGCUGAGAGACAAGAGAUUUUGCUGAAGCGCAAGCCGCGAAGAAAGGGUUGCGUGCAGGCCCGCUAAUCUCGCUACCAGAUCUGGCAUCUAUUCCAAUGAUUAGCAUGCCAAUCGAGUCGGAGCGAUUCUGAAGACGCACUGUCAUCAGAUGACCGCUGUGCACCGCCAAGGCGGACUUGAUCCAUAAUAUGAGCGUCGUGCCUCUUUGAGAACUGGCCCCACCGCCCCCUCCCUUCAUGUUCGUGGCACGCGCACCGCGUCCCAGCCGCUCCACGCACGCUGUUAUUAAGGGGACCGCUAGCUGGGGAGGAAGUCGGCGGACAGUGUUCCGAAUCAGGUUCUGGUCUGAAUGCGCUAGGCAUGUCUCUAGCAGUCUUGUGUCCGACGAGUGCAGUGCCUGGAUCAGCGUCCGCGUGAGAGAGUUGGCCGGGACGCUGCCGUUGUCUGCAGCGCCGGAUUUCCGCGCCUUUUUGGAUUUUGGGGUUGCAGCAUCGUCGCUGUCCGAGGAGGUUGUUGGCCUCGCAUCGCCCGAGAGCGCCGUCAGGCGCUGGCCGAGGCUGAGUUCGGCAACAUCCACUUCAAGAUCCCCGUCUAUUGCGUUGGUCGGGAGGUCAUCCAUCUCUUCAUCUUGACCAAGCUCGACACCGGAACGAAUUGCGACAGACCCAGACUCCGCGUAUCGUUUGUUGGGAUAUGUCUAACAGUUCUGUUUGCGGAGAUAUCAUGGAGCAGCUAAAAACUCACUUUGUAUGCCUUUGAGGACGUUCCUUCCCCUUCUUUAGAUCAGAGAAGGACGGCGCGAAAAGGAGAUGUAAGCUAACCGAGCGAUUCAGACGCCAUUAUGGUGGUGACAAGUGGGACAGGGAGUCGUCUGCUUCGCGAUUAGAGUAGCUUGAGAUCCUGAAAUUGACAGAUGUCAGACGAGUGAGCUGCAGAACGAACGCUCUGGCUGUGGGCAGCGACAGUGAAGCGCGAAACAAAAUUUUGGAAAGACACGUGACGACAAUCAAUCUGUCUUUCCAAUUGGGGAUAACCUCCGCACUGCCGUCUGACGGCAAAGCAGUCAAACUAGUCCUUGACUCCAUUCACCCUUGACCUUGUGUUCGAGGACGCGCAUUCCAUUGGCCUCACUUCUUUCUUGCUUCCUUCUCUUGUGAAUUUCGCUCUGCAGCUCUCUCCUCGCAUUUGUGUCCGAAUAUGGCCGCCCAAUCCAAUUACAUCCAGCUGGAGAAACUCGGCGAGGGGACUUACGCCACUGUCUACAAGGGCCGUUCAAGAACGACGAACGAAAUUGUCGCCCUCAAAGAGAUCAAUCUCGAUGCCGAGGAGGGAACGCCCUCGACCGCUAUCAGGGAGAUCUCGCUCAUGAAGGAACUCAAGCACGUCAAUAUCGUCCGCCUCCACGAUGUCAUCCAUACCGAGACCAAGCUCGUUCUCAUCUUCGAAUACUGUCAGCAAGACCUCAAGAGGUACAUGGAUCAGCAGGGUGACCGUGGAGCAUUGGACGCGCCGACCGUUCGAAGUUUCAUGUUCCAGUUGCUCAAGGGCACUGCCUUCUGCCACGAGAAUCAAGUUCUUCACCGCGAUCUGAAGCCGCAGAACUUGCUCAUCAACCACAAGGGCGAGCUCAAAGUAGGAGAUUUCGGACUCGCUCGGGCGUUCGGUGUACCCGUAAACACGUUUUCGAAUGAGGUCGUUACGCUGUGGUAUCGCGCCCCGGACGUCCUAUUGGGUUCGCGAACGUACAGCACUUCGAUUGACGUGUGGUCCUGUGGAUGUAUAUUCGCAGAAAUGAUAUCGGGCGUGCCUCUUUUCCGAGGCAAAGACACUGGAGACCAGCUUCUUCAUAUCAUGCGGAUAUUAGGAACUCCAAACGAGGCACAACUAGCGAAGAUGGUCAAAGAUUCGCCUGAGAUCACCAUCAAGCCUUUCCCUCGAUAUCCCAAGAUAGACUUGAAGCAAGUUCUUCCCAAAGCCUCAGGUGCAGCUAUCGAUCUGCUUGAACGACUUCUGAAAUUCGAUCCUGCUGAGCGCAUCUCCGCGGCGGAUGCACUCUCUCAUCCCUACUUCACAGAGACUGUGAAUGACAACCCAUACGGGAAUCUGCCUCCUGGGUCUAUGCCGCCUCCGAACUUCAACUUCCCCCACCCGGCUCGACGCCCCCAGGCUGCGCAAGCUUAUCCCCUGCAGUAUCCAGCGCACAUGCAUCCACAGAUGGCCCAACAGGCUAUGCAACAACAGCAGAAUAUGUACAAUGGCGUGCAGUACCCUCAUCAAUAUGGUCGGUAGUCUCGAAGGCGCGCGUUGUGAAUUAGUGUAAACUGUAUGAUUUAGAUUUCAAGUCCCUCCAUCGGUUGCUGCCCAAUUCUAAAAUAUGUUGUCACUACUUUUA